GGACCGGCCACAUCACUGGGCAUUACACAACGGUCACGGAGCGCGCAUGCGCAGCGAUCCCAAGGUGACAGAGGCAGACAGUAAGUAGUAUUACUCCCCCCCAAAUUGCCUGAUGGUUCAUUCCUUCAGGGUAAAUACAAGCAGUGGGUGUUCCUAUCUAGCAGACUCAUGGGAGGGUGAUGGGCAAAGCAUUGGCACAAGCAUGGUGUGGAUUAAGUUUUACCACUGCCAAGCUGCAGUGAGAGUUCUCCAAAUAGGAUGGAGCAGAUACAAUGUAACAAGGCAUGAUUUAGGGGACAGUGACACAGUGAUUCCGGGUUUGUGAGAACCAAUCAGAGAGCAGUUUCUAUUGCAAGUUACACCUGGAAGGAAGGGUUUAAGGUUUAGGGGGACACAGUUAUUGUUCCAAUCAGAAUACAAUCUGCUCUAUAAAUUAUUUAUUAUGGUAGAAUUAUUGCCAUUACCAGGAUAUCCACAGGAAUGAUUUGGGGAUUCAGGCAGGAGUAUCAGCAGAGGAAUGUUUUGUGCUGAUAAUAUUGUGAAUUGAAUGCCAAAUGCUGCUGUUUGUAGACUGCCCUGUCAAUAAUUGUUACUUUGGAGUUUAUGCAAAUCAAUGGAAAAAACAAUAUCAGCAAGCUCUCACCAACAAUAUUGUGGGGGUAGGACAGCAAAACUAAAAUAAUACAGGAACAAAAUGUAGCCCAGUUUUACUCUCUUAGCAGUAAGGAACAUUUUAACUGUAUCCAGUAAACACCAGAUAUUAAUCAAAUUGUUGCUGUACUUGCAGGCACCGUAUGGACAGUCUAAUUUUACCAUAGACGAAGUGGAUUAUAUUUACUCACUCUGGAGGUAGUGGCACGAAUAGCCGACAGAAUAGCAGACGCAGCUAUAGAGGGCUCCGCAGCCACUAGCAAGGUUAGAGCUACAUUUUUGGCCCUACCUGCGAUUUCUGCUGUGUCCGCGUGCCAGUGGAGUUAGGAGUCCAUCUGAGAUCUAAUCCUGUUGUCGGACACCUGCCUGUUCCGGGCCAAUGAGGUACUUCAGCCGCCAAGUGUUGAGGCCGGAGUGACCUGUUUGGUGUGGGAAGCGGCAGAUCUCCCACCUGAUACGUUAACUGUUUUUGAGGCUAUUCUUGUGUCCCCAUUCCCCUCCUUUGGACCAGUGGGGGUUAUGCCUGUACCCUCUGCCGAGGAUGUCCUGCUAGUCCUAGUGAUACAGCAGUCUAAGAAUCCUCUACAGCUAGUCAACACAGGUCACUGAAGAUGUCCGCCAACUGACAAACAGGCGAGUAAGAGAGGAGUGGCAGACCUCAGGGAACUUUUACAGACAGUCCAGAAAAAUUUGAUUUGAUUUGUGCCCAAUUUAGUGCGAAUCUUGCACAGAAGGUAUCCAUUGAGGUUUCAAACACAGACCCCCAUUACUCCUGUUUGGAUUCUAACUUCCAGUUGCCGCAAGUACUGCAAGAUAAGAGCCAGUUCAGUGAUCCUUAAACAGCAACAAUAUCUUCCUUGCAUAAUGCUCACAUUAGAAGACCCUGUUGGCAAAAUGUUGCAAAAAUAUUUAUUGAAGGGGACUUACCUGGGCCUGAUGAAUGGUCCGCUUCCUUGACAUUAGAUGCAAGCUCUGGACCGGCUCUGGGUCUAUGAUAGCAGUAGUUGGCUUCAUAUUCCCUAUGUUGGUGUUUCCAGAAUGGGUGUUGGCUUGAAAUUGCAGGCCACCUCAACCAAAUGAUUCAUUGUAUUUCAAAUCUCAAAGAGUACCUUAGUGGAGGUUUCUAAUAUGUUUUCGAUCUAUAUGCUAUAAUCAAUUUCCUUAAUCUUAAAAGAACACUAUAGGGUCAGGAAAACCAUAUAGUGUUAAAACCACCAGCUAGCCCCUCCCGGCCCUCCUUGCUUUCCUAAAUAGUGUAAAAUCUUAGUUGUAGUCAAGUCUGCAGCUGCUGCCUCUGGCCUGCCUGCAUGCCUCACAUCAUCAGAAGUGAUUUUGUGAGACACUCACAAUGCUUUCCCAUAGGAUUGGCUAAGACUGUCAAGAAGUCAGAUCAGGGGCAGAGCCAGCACAAGUCAAACACAGCCCUGGCCAAUCAACAUCUCCUCAUAGAGAUCUAUUGAAUUAAUCCAUCUCUAUGAGGAAAGUUCAGUGUCUGCAUGCAGAGUGUGGAGACUCUGAAUGGCAGUGCUGUACACUGUGCAGCACUGCCCCAGGAAGCACCUCUAGCAGCCAUCUGAAGAAUGGCCAGUGGAGUUAUCACUAGGCUGUAAUGCAGUGGUGUAUCCUGGUUUUGUGCUGCCCUAGGCAGGACAAAACUCAGGCACCCCCUCCCCCCGCGCCACCCCCACCCAACCCUUCCCCCCCACCCCACCUUCUAAAUACUCACACACACACACACAGUCAGACAUACACACACACACACAGUCAGACACAAACACACACAGUCAGACACAUACACACAGUCAGACACAUACACACAAACACAGUCAGACACAUACACAGUGGUGUAUCCUGGUUUUGUGCUGCCCUAGGCAGGACAAAACUCAGGUGCCCCCCCCACACCCCCACCCAACCCUUCCCCACCCCACCUCUAAAUACUCACACACACACACACACAGUCAGACACACACACACACACACACACACAGUCAGACACACACACACACAGUCAGACACAUACACACACACACAGUCAGACACAUACACACAAACACAGUCAGACACAUACACAGUGGGGGUAUCCUGAGUGUAGCCGUCCCCAGGCAGGACAAAACCUCAGGCCACCACCCCCGCCACACCCCCCACCCAACCCCUCCCACCCACCCCAACACACACACACACAGUCAGACACAUACACACACACACACACACACACAGUCAGACACAUACACAGACACAAACACAGUUAGACACAAACAUACAGUCACACACAAACACACACACAGUCAGACACAAACACACACACACACAUACACAAACAGUCACACACAAACACACACACUCACAAACACACAAACACAGUCAGACACACACACACAGUCAGACACACACACAGUCAGACACAAACACACACCCACACACAGUCAGACACAAACACACACAGUCAGACACACACAGAGUCAGACACAAACACACACACACACACACAGUCAGACACACACACACAUUAACUUUUUUUUUAAUUUAAAUCCCCCCCCCAACCUCCUUACCUUUGGGAGUGCUGGGGGGGGGGGAGGUCUCUCUCUCCCUGGUGGUCCAGUGGCUGCCGGUCGGGCUGGGUGGCUCUGGCUGCUGUGCGGGCGGCUGGCGAGGGAGCACCUCCUCUGAUCUGACUGCUCAGCUCCCAGCCUCACUCUGCGGCACGCGAGGGAGCUGAGCAGUCAGCUCAGAGGAGGUGCUCCCUCGCCAGCCGCCCUCCUGCCAGCGCCGCCCGCCCGCUCGGGAUGUCAGUUAGCCACAAGGCUAACUAGGCAUUUGCCCUGGGCAUUUGGGGGGCGGCGUUUUUUGCCGCCCCCUGGAAAAUGCCACCCAAGGCAAAUGCCUUGUUUGCCUCGCGGCUAAUACGUCCCUGCACAUACACAGACACAAACACAGUCAGACACAAACACACACACAGUCAGACACAAACACACACAUAGUCAGACACAUACACAAACACAGUCAGACACAAACACACACACACACACACAGUCACAAAGACACAAACACACACAGUCAGACACAAACAGACACAAACACACACACAAACACACACACAGUCACAAACACACACACACACACAGUCAGACACACAUACACACACACACACAGUCAGACACAAACACACACACACACACACACAGUCAGACACACACACACACACAAUCACUCACAUUAACUUUUUUUUCAAUCCCCCCAGGCUCCUUACCUUUGGGAGUGCUGGGGGGGGUCUCUCUCUCCCUGGUGGUCCAGUGGCUGCCGGUCGGGCUGGCCGGCACUGGCGAGGGAGCACUUCCUCUGAGCUGACUGCUCAGCUCCCUUGCGCACCGCAGAGUGAGGCUGGGAGCCGGAAUAUGACGUCAUCUACCGGCUCCCAGCCUCACUCUGCGGCACGCGAGGGAGCUGAGCAGACCGCUCAGAGGAAGAGCUCCCUCGCCAGCCGCCUGCCCGCUCGGGAUGUCUGUUAGCCGCAAGGCUAACAAGACAUUUGCCCUGGGCAUUUGAGGGCGGCGUUUUUUGCCGCCCCCUGAAAAAUGCCACCGAAGGCAAGUGCCUUGUUUGCCUCGCGGCUAAUACGUCCCUGCUGUAAUGUGAAUACUGCAUUGUCCCUGAAAAGACAGUGUUUACAGCAAAAAGGCAGAGGAGAAUGAUUAUACUCCCCAGAACAAAUACAAUAAGCUAUAGUUGUUCUGGUGACUAUAGUGUCCCUUUGACAUGUAAAAAUGUGCAGUUUAUUUUAUAUGGGUGUUAUGAUGGAUAAUUUUCUAUUGCUUUUGUUUGACUACCUGUUUUAUAUAUGUGAAGGUAGGUUUCAUUAACAAACUCUCCAACUUACAUCCUUCUCCAUCUGACUGUAUCUAUUUAAAAUAACUUAAAAUGCUGCAUUUAAAGAGGGAUAGUUCCUCAUUGUAUCAUGUAGACUUGGGUAUUCAUAUUCGGACUAAUGUAUUUUCGGAUGAAAAUUUGUAUUUUCGUCCAUGUGACAAUGCACAACAAAAUUAAAGAUUAAAAAUAAAGUCAGGUAUCUGUUGUAAUUGUGAAACCAAUUCUAUGCAAACAAAUCUUUAUUAAACCUAUCAUAAACACAAACACAUACUACCAUAAUCCACAGUGUUCUACAAUAAACAAUUACCUGCAAAAACUCAAAUUAGACAUAUAGGAACUGAAGCCGCAUAGAGGCCGCUUUAUCGCCAUAUCAUAUGUGCUUUUUACUGUAUAUUCUCUGCCUUUAACCCCUUAAGGACCAAACUUCUGGAAUAAAAGGGAAUCAUGACAUGUCACAUAUGUCAUGUGUCCUUAAGGGGUUAAAAAGCUGUAAACGUGCUAUAUUCUCUUUAACUCAAAAACCCUCUUUCUUCAUGAUGUAUGUAGCAUAUUGCAUGAUAAGCUGUAUCAUGUGGAUUGAGCAAUAAAGAAAGAAUAAAACAAUUUUAAAAAGACAAUACAGAGCAGGGGUAGGCAUCCUUCAGCACUCCAGCUGUUCUGAAUUACAUCUCUCAUAAUGAUGGCAAAGCAUGAAGGGAGAUGUAGUCCACAACAUCUGGAGUGCCGAAAGAUGCUUGAACCUGAUAUAGAUGAUCAAAAUCAAAACAUGGAGUCUUGCUGUGCAAAGAAAUAGAUUCUUAAUGAGUGCAUACACACAGUUACCUUUGAAAUACAUAUGUGUGGUUUUAGUCAACCAGCUACAUUUAGCACAUGAUGUUUUUUUACGUUCUUCAGGAAUUUUGGGAGUCUGCGGUCCUAAACACACCAGCCUCCAAGAAUUUUAGGAAUCUGCAGUCCCAAACACACCAGCUGUAUUCUAAAACAGGAGUGUAUUAUGGGGACCAACAAACAUUCAUGCAUUCUUUCUGUCCACAGUGAUAAAUGAGCCACCAUGAUGCUGUGCCGAUGCCUAAUCAAGAGACAAGUAUUGCUGGGCACCACAUGGACUCAGUGCUGUGUCAGAGCGUACAGCCGGUGAGGAAACACCAUUGGUGUCACUUUUAUUCCACCAAUAUUUCACUAUGUGACUUUUUGAAGAGUUGUUAGAAGAUACUGUACUCUUUACCUUACUCUUCUGAACUGAUGAAAUACAAUAUAUAUAUACAGUUGCAAGAAAAAGUAUGUGAACCCUAUGGCAUGAUAUGAAUUUCUGCACAAAUUGGUCAUAAAAUGUGAUCUGAUCAUCAUCUAAGUCACAACAAUAGACAAUCACAGUCUGCUUAAACUAAUAACACACAAAUAAUGAAAUGUUGCCAUGUUUUUAUUGAACACACCAUGUAAACAUUCACAGUGCAGGUGGAAAAAGUAUGUGAACCCCUAGACUAAUGACAUCUCCAAGAGCUAAUUGGAGUGAGAUGUCAGCCAACUGGAGUCCAAUCAAUGAGAUGAGAUUGGAGGUGUUGGUUACAGCUGCCCUGCCCUAUAAAAAACACACACCAGUUCUGGGUUUGCUUUUCACAAGAAGCAUUGCCUGAUGUGAAUGAUGCCUCGCACAAAAGAGCUCUCAGAAGACCUACGAUUAAGAAUUGUUGACUUGCAUAAAGCUGGAAAGGGUUAUAAAAGUAUCUCCAAAAGCCUUGCUGUUCAUCAGUCCACGGUAAGACAAAUUGUCUAUAAAUGGAGAAAGUUCAGCACUGCUACUACUCUCCCUAGGAGUGGCCGUCCUGUAAAGAUGACUACAAGAGCACAGCGCAGACUGCUCAAUGAGGUGAAGAAGAAUCCUAGAGUGUCAGCUAAAGACUUACAAAAGUCACUGGCAAAUGCUAACAUCCCUGUUAGCGAAUCUACAAUACGUAAAACACUAAACAAGAAUGGAUUUCAUGGGCGGUUACCACAGAGGAAGCCUCUGCUGUCCAAACAAAACAUUGCUGCACGUUUACAGUUUGCACAAGAGCACCUGGAUGUUCCACAGCAGUACUGGCAAACUAUUCUGUGGACAGAUGAAACCAAAGUUGAGUUGUUUGGAAGAAACACACAACACUAUGUGUGGCGGAAAAAAGACACAGCACACCAACAUCAAAACCUCAUACCAACUGUGAAGUAUGGUGGUGGGGGCAUCAUGGUUUGGGGCUGCUUUGCUGCGUCAGGGCCUGGACGGAUUGCUAUAAUCGAAGGAAAAAUGAAUUCCCAAGUUUAUCAAGACAUUUUGCAGGAGAACUUAGAGCAAUCUGUCUACCAGCUGAAGCUCAACAGAAGAUGGGUAUUGCAACAGGACAAUGACCCAAAGCAUAGAAGUAAAUCAACAACAGAAUGGCUUAAACAGAAGAAAAUACGCCUUCUGAAGUGGCCCUGUCAGAGUCCUGACCUCAACCAGAUUGAGAUGCUGGGGCAUGACCCCAAAAAAGCGAUUCACACCAGACAUCCCAAGAAUAUUGCUGAACUGAAACAGUUCUGUAAAGAGGAAUGGUCAAGAAUUACACCUGACCGUUGUGCACGUCUGAUCUGCAACUACAGGAAACGUUUGGUUGAAGUUAUUGCUGCCAAAGGAGGUUCAACCAGUUAUUAAAUCCAAGGGUUCACAUACUUUUUCCACCUGCACUGUGAAUGUUUACAUGGUGUGUUCAAUAAAAACAUGGCAACAUUUCAUUCUUUGUGUGUUAUUAGUUUAAGCAGACUGUGAUUGUCUAUUGUUGUGACUUAGAUGAUGAUCAGAUCACAUUUUAUGACCAAUUUGUGCAUAAAUCCAUAUCAUUCCAAAGGGUUCACAUAUAUUUACAAAAUACUAAGCAGAACCGGGUCAUAUAAAUAUAUGUUUCAAAUAAAUGUUAUUUUUUAAACUUAAAGAACACUGCAAUGGAUUAGUUAAGUAUAUAUUAUAUGACAUGUUGCUAAUUUUCCAGUCCAGAUUUGCAAGAUCAUUACCAAAUAUUGGGUGUGGAAAAAAAGGCAACAGACAAAGAGAUUAAGAAUGCUUUCUUCAUACAGUCAAAAAAGGUAGGUUUCAUUAACAAACUCUCCAACUUACAUCCUUCUCCAUCUGACUGUAUCUAUUUAAAAUAACUUAAAAUGCUGCAUUUAAAGAGGGAUAGUUCCUCAUUGUAUCAUGUAGACUUGGGUAUUCAUAUUCGGACUAAUGUAUUUUCGGAUGAAAAUUAGCAUUUUCGUCCAUUUGUGCCUUGUAGGUUAUGGUUCAAUAUUUACCUGUCAAAGCACUCUGAUUGAUUGGAUUAAGCCAACCAAUCAGAGCGCUGUGAGUCAAAUUACAGGGCGUGGCAAGGCUUUAUAAGCUUUUCGCUGCCCUGCAAAGCUCAGUCUGCGCGGAGCCUCGCUGGGUGAAUAUGGAUUUAUUUUCGGCAUAUUUAUUUUCUUUUUUUUUUCGUUAGGGUCUUUUUUAUUUUAUUAAUUCCACAGGAUUUUUUUUUUUUUUAUUUGGCUGGAAAAAAAGAUGAUUGAAGGGGAAAAAAAGGCAUAUAAUGGUAAGUAUAAAUGUUUUAUUUAACAGGUAUUUAGUUUAAUUAAGGUAGGUAGGGUAUUUAUUUAUUGGGGGGUGAGUAGGGGCUUGGGGAUUCCAGUCACUUGGGGUGGGGGUUAUUUUUUACUAUUAGCGGCUUAUGCCGCUCUGAUUAUCUAGAGGUUUUUACAUGCUCCUACUAGCGGCAUAGCGAGUAGGGGUUUAUUUACUAAUUAAUUAGUAUUAGUAAAGUUGGCUGAAAGACCAAUUGUGGACUUUCUCAUUUUUAGUAGAUAGCUCCCUAAUACUAGUUGAAUCUAGGGGUCUAUCUACUAAAUGUCUGCAAGAUGCAGCCACGGCCCGGAUCGAAAUUUCAUUACCCAAAUGAAAUUACGAACCGAAUGGGCUAUCCAAAAUGAAAAUAAUGAACAAACUCUGUCCGAAGACUAAUGAGUUAAUGGACAAAAUUAGUUUUGGACAAACGCAAAUUUAGUCAGAAUCUAUCCGUACAAAACAAAGAUUUCUUCCAAGCCUAAGUCUAGUAUCAUGUCAUUAAAUGUUAUUUCAGCAGUUAUUAGGGUGAAUGAAGCAAUAUAAGUAAAAAUACAAACAAACACACAAACUUACUUCUGCUGAACUUACAUCAGGACUCUGAUACCAUACUGAAACGUUGACCCAUUGACCUUUUAUUGUAAUGCAAGUCCCGAGAGUGGAAUCCUUUGUUUGUUUUUUGUAUUUUGGGCUGAUAAUCACCGGGCAAAGACCUGGAAUACAUGGAGUUUUUUUUUUUUUUUUUAUAUAUAUAUAUAUAUAUAUAUAUAUAAAGAUAAGGCUGCACUCACGGUCUUCAUAAAAUCCAAAAAUACUUUAUUUUCAAAUAUUUAAAAUAGGAUCAACUUUUCAGACUUGUUUUUUUUACCCUGAGGAUUCCCAUGGGUGGACUGAAGCAUUGAUCCUAUUUUAAAUAUUUGAAAAUAAAGCAUUUUUGAAUUUUAUGAAGACCGUGAGUGCAGCAUUAUCUUUGGAAUUGUAUUUAUGUGAGUCCAGGCUUUGGCACCCGGCACACUGCAAUAAUAUAGCUUGAGUGCAAGGAUUUUCCUAUAUAUAUAUAUAUAUAUAUAUAUAUAUAUACACACCAAGAGAGUUGUGGUGGGGAAAAAAGUGUGGAUGAAAACCACUUCCACCUGAAGUACGUGGAUAGUGGGACAAAACUUUUUUUAGAUACAUAAAUGAGAAAAGAAAAGUAAAACAAGGAUUAGUUAGAUUAAAAACAAAAGAAGGAAGGUAUGUAGAAGAGGAUAAAGGUCUAGCUGACUGCCUCAAUUAAUAUUUUUGUUUGGUAUUUACAGAUGAAAAUGAAGGAAAGGGACCUCAGUUAAGAAAAAGGAUAAAUGAGUCAUUUAUUACACGCGAGUUUACAGAGGAAGAGGUUCUAUUUCAACUGUCAAAAGUAAAGACAAAUAAGUCAAUGGGACCUGAUGGAAUACACCCAAAGCUGUUAAAAGAGCUUAGUGGUGUACUAGCAAAGCCAUUAACAGAUUUAUUUAACCAAUCAUUGUUAACAGGAGUAGUCCCAGAAGAUUGGAAGCUAGUGAAUGUUGUGCCCAUUGACAAGAAAGGUAAUAGGGAGGAGUCGGGCAACUAUAGGCCAGUAAGCCUUACUUCAGUAGUGGGGAAAGUGAUGGAAACCAUGUUAAAGGAUAGGAUUGUUGAACAUCUAAAACACAUGGAUUACAAGAUCAGAGACAACAUGGGUUUACUUCAGGCAGAUCAUGCCAAACUAAUCUUAUUGAUUUUUUUGAUUGGGUAACUAAAAUUAUAGAUCAGGGUGGUGCAGUAGACAUUGCUUACCUAGAUUUCAGUAAGGCUUUUGACACUGUUGCACAUUGAAGGCUUAUCAAUAAACUGCAAUCUUUAAGUUUGGAUUCCAAUAUUGUUGAAUGGGUAAGGCAGUGGCUGAGUGAUAGGCAACAGAGAGUUGUAGUUAAUGGAGUAUAUUCGAAGCUUGGGCUUGUCACCAGUGGGGUACCUCAGGGAUCUGUACUUAGACCCAUUAUCUUUAAUAUUUUUAUUAGUGAUAUUGCAGAAGGUCUUGAUGGUAAGGUAUGUCCUUUUGCUGAUGAUACUAAGAUAUGUAAGAGGGUUGAUGUUCCAGGAGGGAUGAGCCAAAUGGCAAAUGAUUUAGGUAAACUAGAAAAAUGGUCAGAGUUGUGGCAACUGACAUUUAAUGUGGAUAAGUGCAAGAUAAUGCAUCUUGGACGUAAAAACCCAAAGGCAGAGUACAGAAUAUUUGAUAGAGUCCUAACCUCAACAUCUGAGGAAAGGGAUUUAGGGGUGAUAAUUUCUGAUGACUUAAAGGUAGGCAGACAAUGUAAUAGAGCAGCAGGAAAUGCUAGCAGAAUGCUUGGUUAUAUAUGGAGGUAUUAGCAGUAGAAAAAAGGGAAGUGCUCAUGCCAUUGUACAGAACACUGGUGAGACCUCACUUGGAGUAUUGUACGCAGUACUGGAGACCGUAUCUUCAGAAGGAUAUUGAUACCUUAGAGAGGGUUCAGAGAAGGGCUACUAAACUGGUUCAUGGAUUGCGGGAUAAAACUUACCAGGAAAGGUUAAAGGAUCUUAGCAUGUAUAGCUUGGAAGAAAGACGAGACAGGGGGGAUAUGAUAGAAACAUUUAAAUAUAUAAAGGGAAUCAACACAGUAAAGGAGGAGACUAUAUUUAAAAGAAGAAAAACUACCACAACAAGAGGACAUAGUCUUAAAUUAGAGGACAAAGGUUUAAAAAUAAUAUCAGGAAGUAUUACUUUACUGAGAGGGUAGUGGAUGCAUGGAAUAGCCUUCCAGCUGAAGUGGUAGAGGUUAACACAGUAAAGGAUUUUAAGCAUGCGUGGGAUAGGCAUAAGGCUAUCCUAACUAUAAGAUAAGGCCAGGGACUAAUGAAACUAUUUAGAAAAUUGGGCAGACUAGAUGGGCCGAAUGGUUCUUAUCUGCCGUCACAUUCUAUGUUUCUAAGUGGAAUUAUGAGGCCAAAAUGUGGUUCUUUGUUGAGCUCGUUUGCAUAAGCCUACCCAGAAUCCCUUGCAGUAGUGAGAGCACUGUUACAGUGAGAUUUCUGUGGGAAAAGCAAGUCUUAUGGCUUGACUGAUGUGUGUACUUAUGUUUAGCAAUGUAUUAACUAUAUAUAUAUAUAUUAGGGUGACUUUGAUGCCCCAUGAUGCUUUGGUUGUGUGCAGUCACUCUUGGGAACCUACACAGAAAUGCCACAAGAGCGCCUGUCUACUCAGGCGUUCUUCAGUAGUGUUGUUUGUGUGCAUGCAAACUGCACUGUUGAGGUUAAACUAGUUUAAAUGCAAUUAAACUCAUUUAAAACAAACUAUUGGGGCAUGAGGGGCACUUGGUUUCAGUACAUACUCUUCCCUGAAGGUGAAGCAACUCUACCACCCAAGGGAAUCGGCUAACCCAACCUGGGGGACUGAUACAAGAGCCGUACCUUCACAUGAUGAUGAGGGACAACAGCCUCCCAACCCUGAGUGCUCUACAGCCAGUAUAAUGUUAAUUGUUAUCUGUCAUUAAUAUGUAGUUACUACAUGGUAGUCACAGGCUCUACAAUUGAUUAUCAUUAUCUCACUCCAGUGUUAUGCAGGGAAUUCCCUAAUGCUUCUCUGCUGACAUGUAAAUCAGCUACUACUCUCUGGAUUUCCUUUUUUUUUUUUUUUUUAACCCCUGACACUCUCCUCCUGAGAGGCUGUAUAUGCCUAUAAACUCUGUAUUCAUUCCUAACUGGACAGAUAUGCCUAGACAACCCAAGCAAGUACACUAUUAUGUUCUUCUCACUCCAUGUCUGGCUAAUCCCUUUAGUUUCCUAACUACUAACAAUCUGGUGUAUCACAGCCCGAGAUGUAUUUGCAUUGCAUGAUGUUACCUUAUAUAAAAUUGUGCUAGGGCUUUGUCUGCCAUGCCAUUAUAUCGCUAUGUUUAUUUUUCUGGGCUGAACGAUGCUGUUGUGGCAUAGUUAGCCUAGAUGUUAUCUUGAGCACAACAAAAAUAAAGAAUUACAAAAAAGUAAAAAUAAACUAGUGAGAUUUUUAAAAUGUUAAAGCUGCACUGUGCACUGAAAUUUCACUGAAAUUCCAACCCAGUCAAGAGCUAUACAGAGACAAAGUAGGCACUACAGUGUAUCUUUAUUUCUCCUCCGACUGACUUUCUUACACUCACGGCAGAGUCUAAGUGUCAAUCCCAGAGAAUUGGCUUUGUCUAUAGAGGAUUGUCUGUCUAUGGAGGUAUGGAGGACCCUCCUUAGACAUCAAUGCUGUACUCUCGUGAUAUUGUUUAUAAGACUAAAACAUUCACAACUAUGCCUUUUUAUUGUCUCCAAUUUUCCUGGCUGAAAUGUGAUGGGCUACGUGAUCCACAAGGAAUGGGGUUUCAUAGGAGAGUACCAUGAGGUGUUAUGACACACACUUGCAGUUAGCUCAACGUUUUCCAACUGACAUAUAUAAAGUAAAGCCUUUCGCUUUAAACUCACUAUAUAAUGCACCAUUACUCAGCUACAACCUACAUUUAUUUAUCCAUUUUACAUAGAAAAUGUCAUAUCUGCUGCUCCAUUUCCUCCUUUAAGAGCCAUCUGACUCUCUUCUUCACAUUAAUUACAGUUGCACCCAGAUAGCAACCCUUCAAACCCUCUGCUGCAUGCUGAAUUUGUACGUCUGAACGAGGCAUACAAAGUAUUGAGCAGAGACAGCUCUCGUAGGCAGUAUGACAAGUUUCUAGAUGCUCUGAAGAGAGAACACUGGGUUCCUGGAAGAGACAAUUCUACCUUCCAAAACAGAGGCUCUUCUUACAGGUAGCAGUGCAACGCUCCAAAUGACUUCGCAUCCACCUUUUCCUCUGUCAUGUGCCAUAUUUUGUCUUUUUAACUACCUUUUGUUUAUUCCUCCGAUUUCGCUUUUCCAUUAACUUCUCAAUGUUUCUUUUUUAUUAUUAUUUGUUUUUUAUCCCUCACUUAUCUUUCUCUCCCAUCUCCAUAUCCCGUGCUUUCUAAGCCUCCCUGUCUAUUUCACUCUCUCUUAUCUUUGCGAUUUGUUGGCAUUAGAAAAUUCCUUCAGUCUCGCUAUACAUCAUAGGGGUACUGGGAGGAAUGUAAUCUUGUCCAUAAUGAAGUCGCAAACAUGUUAUUAACUGUCAUGUGGAAACAAACAUUUGUCCCAUGUCACUCAUUCUACCCAUUCCGUUACCCUAAAUGUAUUUAUCUCUCUUUUAUUGCACCCCCACACUAUAACUCAGGCCUGCUUCAGAGGACAAUGCAUUCUACUGGACUCAGUUUUCUCAAGGGACUGGAGCGUCUACUCACCAGAGGAAGAGAAGAAACAGCCGCUUGGUUUGGUUCUGUAUAUUACUAAUGACCGGAAGCAUGAUUGCACACUAUGUGGGCUUCAGGUAAAUAAGAAAUUCUUCUUUGUACUAUUUGUUCUGCGUUUGUUGAAAGUGAUCCUUAGUCUGUAUUAGUUUAAUAAAUACAGAUCUCUGGCAGUUGUGAUUAGUAUAUCUGUGCUUGGAAAGCCUCCAGCACUAACCAUUGACAUUUUAUUCAUAACACAUUUUCACAAAAUUAAAAAAAGAACAUUUAUUAAAUCAUAAUGAAUUUUUACUGAUGCUCAAUCAUAGUUUUCCUCAAUAACAGAUAACCGCAAAUUCAGUUAGAGGCAAAUAAUUGUGAAACACUUACUGGACAGAUCAAAACUGUGAAUUUAUGCAUAAAAACAAACUAUAUUCAAAUUUAACAACUGAAUAUGUAUGUGCAUAUUUCUGUUUGUAUUGUGUUUGAAUCUGUAUAGCAAGUGCAUGCAGCUGUGUAAAAUGCAUGCAGGGUUAAAUAUAUUGUUAGAAGUGGUUAUGCUAAAGGGGGGUUUAAGGUUUGAGAAGGGUUAAUGUCAGAGUUAGAUGACAUGGGAUGUUUACUGUUUAGAAAACUUAAAGCUUGAGUGAAGUUAUAGUUAUGGUAUAAGAGGUGUUUAGAUUUAUUGGUUUUAGGGUUAGAGUGGGGUUACAUUUAAUAUUGAAGUUCAUGGGGUGUUUAGUGUUUAAGAGGGAUUAAACCUAGGGGUAAGGUCUUUUUCAAGUUUAGGGUUCGAGUGGUUAAAUUUGGGACUAAGGAAUGUUUUGGUUUCAGUAAAGGAUAAAUUUAGGGCCAAUGGGAAAUGGGAGAUUAGGUUGCAGGCAUUUAUAUUAGAGCUAUAGAUCUAGAUCAGUGCCACAUACACCAUUACAGGCAGGCAGUCUCACACACAAUUACAGUCAGACUGUCAAAUAUACAUUUAAAGUCAGACGGUCACACAUGCUGUUACAGACACAGCCACAUACAAAGUCACAGGCAGGCAGCCACAGAUACAAUCAGUUACAGACAGACAGUCACGCACACAGAGUUACAAGCAGUCACACAUACAUACACACACACACACACACAGUUACAGACAGUCACACAAACCACACAAUUACCUUUUUCCAUUAUGGGCUGGAGGAGGAGGUCUGGAGGCGGUGCAGUCCCUGCCCUAUAGUAGUUGGGGAAGCAGGGAUCCUUCCUACUUCCCUUCAUUGUGCAGCAGUAAGUGCAGCAGUUUCAGGACAGAUUUAGCCACACCCCAUCACACUUUAGCUCCACCUCCUGCUUAGCUCCACCUCACCUCCAACUUAGCUCUAUGCAGGGGCGUUUUAGCCGCGAGGCAAACAAGGUAUUUGCCUUGGGCGGCAUUUUUCAGGGGGCGGCAAAAAACGCCGCCCCCAAAUGCCCAGGGCAAAUGCCUUGUUAGCCUUGCGGCUAACAGACAUGCCGAGCGGGCGGGCGACGCUGGCUGAUGGUCCGGCGGGCGGCUGCCGAGGGAGAUCUUCCUCUGAACUGUCUGCUCAGCUCCCUCGCGCGCCGCAGAGUGAGGCUGGGAGCUGGAAUAUGACGUCAUCUUCCGGCUCCCAGCCUCACUCUGCUGGCGGAAACAGCCAGCUCAGAAGAAGCUCCCUCACCAGCGCCCACCCGGCCCAGCGCCCCCGCCAGCCACUGGACCACCAGGGAGAUUAGACCCCCCCAGCAUUCCCAAAGGUAAGAGUCGCUAAAAAAUGUGUGUGUGUGUGAGUGUGUCUGCUAGUGUGUGUCUGCUAGUGAGUUAGUGUGUGUCUGACUGUGUGUGUCUGUUAGUGUGUAUGUGUGUGUCUGUUAGUGUGUGUGUGUGUGUGUCAGUGUGUGUGUCUGUUAGUGUGUGUGUGUCUGUUAGUGUGUGUGUGUCUGUUAGAGUGAGUGUGUGUGUCUGUUAGAGUGAGUGUGUGUGUCUGUUAGAGUGAGUGUGUGUGUGUCUGUUAGCGUGUGUAUGCGUAUCUGUCAGUGAAUGUGUGUAUUUAGAAGGCGGGGCGGGGGGAAGGGUUGGGUGGGGGGGUGCCUGAGUUUUGUCCUGCCUAGGGCAGCACAAAACCAGGAUACACCACUGGCUCUACGCCCAUAGGCGUACGCACGGGGUGUAAUGCAGAGCUGGCGCAAUCCGAUUGCCGGCUCUGCUCUCAGCCUCCCUCCCCACUGGCCCACAUGCAGGGAGGGAGGCAGGAGAGGACCCGGAGAGCUAUUGCCAGCAGCUCCACUGGGUUCCUCUCGCGAAAUCUGAGCGUUGCCGCGGCAACCCUUAAAUCUCGCGAGAAUGAACUCUAGCCCCGCAUGCUAGAGUUCACUCUCCACUGGACCACCAAGGAAGGCAGCAGCAUGUCCCCCCUACCUAAGGUAAGAAGGGAGGGGGGAUAUUUAUUAACUAAUCUGCCCCCACCUCCACAACCACAAAUCACCCAAACAUACAGCACACACACACACAGCACCCUCACACAUACAGCACCCUCACACACACAACACCCUCACACACACAGCACCCUCACAUACAGCACCCACAGCACACAGACAGCACCCACACACACACAGCACCCUUACACAUACAGCACCCUCACACACAAAGCACCCUUACACACAGCACACCCACCCACAUACAGCACCCACACCCACACACAGCACCCUCACACACACACAGCACCCUCACACACAGCACACCCACACACAUACAGCACACACAUACAGCACCACACACACACACACAGCACCCUCACAUACAGCACCCAGCACACAGACAGCACCCACACACACACACACAGCACCCUUACACAUACAGCACCCCACACACAAAGCACCCUUUACACACAGCACACCCACCCACAUACAGCACCCACACCCACAUACAGCACACACACACACAGCACCCUCACAUAUACAGCACCCUCACACACACAACACCCUCACACACACAGCACCCUCACAUACAGCACCCACAGCACACAGACAGCACCCACACACACACAGCACCCUUACACAUACAGCACCCUCACACACAAAGCACCCUUACACACAGCACACCCACACACAUACAGCACCCACACCCACACACAGCACCCUUACACACAACACACCCACACACAUACAGCACCCACACACACAGCACCCCACACCCACAGCACCCACACACACACAGCACCCACACACAGCACCCCCACACACAGCACCCACACACACACAGCAACCACACACAUACAACACCCUCACACACAGCACACCCUCACACACAGCACACCCACACACAUACAGCACCCACACACACAGCACACACACACACCAUCCUCACACACAUAGCACACAGACAGCACCCACAAACAUACAGCACUCUCACACAUGCAGAACCCUCACACACACAGCACCCUCACACACAGCACACCCACACACACACAGCACACACACACACACACAGCACACACACAGCACCACACAUAGAGCACCCACACACACACAGCACACACACACAGCACCCACACACACACACACAGCACCCCACACACACACACCCACACACAUACAGCACCCACAGACACACAGCACCCUCACACACACAGCACUUUCACACACACAGCACAAAGACAGCAUCCACACACAUACAGCACCCUCACACACAACACACCCACACACACACAGCACACCCACACACAUACAGUACACAGACAGCACCCAAACACAUACAGCACCCUCACACACACAGCACCCACACACAGCACCCUCUCACACACAGCACACACAUACAGCACCCUUACACACACAGUACACUUACAGCACCCUCACAAACACACAGCACCCUCACAAACACACACACAGCACACAAACAGCACACUCACACACAAACAGUACCCUCACACACAGCACACUAACAGCACCCUCACAAACACACGACACCCACAAACAGCACCAUCACACAGCACACUAACAGAACCCUAACAAACACACACACAUAGCACACUACCAGAACCUUCACACACAGCACACAAACAGCACCCUCACACACAGUACUCUAACAGCACCCUCACAAACACACACACAUAAACACCCUAACCCACAUAGCACACUACCAGCACCCUCACACACAUCACACUAACAGCACCCUCACACAGCACACACACACACACAGCAGUGUAUGUAUGUGUUUGUGUGUGUAUAAAUAUAUAUAUAUAUAUAUAUAUAUAUAUACACACAUACAUACAUACAUAUACUCGCAGCGUGUGUUUGUGCUUUAGGGUGCACACCCUAAUGCAAUAGGCUGUGCACGCCUAUGUCUACCCCCUCUUGCGUACUUUGCCAUAGAUUUAGAAACACUGCAUUGCUGGGCACUGUGUGUGCGAGCCAUGUCGACAACGCGGUGCCCCUGCUGCCAUGGCGCCCUGUGCGGCUGCACAGCUUGUACACCCUAAGAUUGGCCCUGGUGGGCAGAUGGGAAGUGAUCCCUUCCACAUCCUGUCUAAUCUCACACACAGACACUGGAGGAGCUGGGAGAGCACUGAGUUUUACAUCCUCUAUAACUAUUUCUGCUAUGGACUACAUAGGAAACUUCCCAAUGCUCCUGGUACGUAUCUCUCCUCAACUUAAAGGAACACUCCAAUGGGGAAAAAAAAAAUCCAUAUUUUUUGUUUUUUUUUAUCAUUCUACUAGAUAUACCUACACUUAAAACAUGAGUGCAUUUAAAGUUAUUCCAGUCUUUAUGCGAACACUUUUUUAUUUUUUUUUAAACUGACAAUGCCCUAUUACUAUUAGGUCCCUCCGUAAAAAAAUAAAAAUGUUUAAACUUACCUUAACUCAACGCUGAACAAAUCUCCUGGUGCUGCUCUUCCAUGCCCCAUCAUGACAUCACACAGCACUUGUACGCAGUAUGAGGAGGGGGGGAUUUUAAUAAUUUUUUUUAAAAACCUGUGUAAGUGAUAGAGUGAUCUGGAAGGGAGCACCCACAGUGUGGAAGGCUAUCUCCCUGCAAGGUGGAAGAUAUUUACAUCGGUCAGCAGCGUGCGCUGAUAAAAAAAAAGUAAAAUAUGCACAGAAAAUGAAGCAGCCCAGAAUUCUGGGCUAAGUCACAUGUAACAGAGGUGCAACUCGCUCCCAGCACACAAUUGCAAAUAAUUCUGGAUGUGCGGUGUUUCAAACUGACCACUUCAAAUCACUGGUAGCUGGAAUAACCCUUUUAUUAUGAAUUUUUUAACUUGGGGGUAUAUCAAAAAACAGUGUGCAAAAUGAGGAUCUCUUGUCUGCAGAUAUGCCUAGCCCUCUGCUUCUAACCCAGUCCCAACAUGCAUUUCUGUGAUAUAGGGUUGGCUCUGAAACGUGUAUGCUGCCAUCUUGGUUACUGGAAAUAUAUCCGGUCCUGCAGUAUUAGUCACUAGACAUAUUAGUAUAGCAUAAUAAUACUGGACACAUCAGUCUCUAUUCCAGUGCUAAUUGUAAUAUCUCAAUCAUGCUCUAUUAAUCAUUGGUAACAGAUACUGACCCUGUAAGCGGUCACUGGAGACAUUGGGCUCUGCAUUGUUGCUGAGAUUUCCAAUUAAUUGUUCCAAUGUGGUUAUUUUGGCCUGACAUUUGUACCAACAGUUUACAAUCGCCAUGUAUGGUCUGCAUGGAUCAUUAUCAUAUAUCAUCCCAUAAUGUAUACUCUUAACCUCCCACCUCCUGUCCUUUCUUUGCCCCUACUGCUUUUUUCAUUUUAGUCCAUAUUUCAGGGUAUUUCCCUUUCAUUCUUCUCCUCACUUGUUGCUUCAGUAAAUUCUACUCCCACUCCCCUUCACGUGCCACCUUCCUCUUCCAUCUCUACGUCUAUUCUUCCUGCACUAGGAAUUCUACAAAUCCGAAACACAUAACCUCCCACUGUAGUUUUCCCUGCUGCUCUUCAUUAUUUAUUCAAUUAAUCACUGUGACAUCUCAAUUAGAUCAUACCAGAUCAGCUCAUACACAGAACCCCAGUACGGUAACAACACCUUUACAGUUAUUCACAAAACAGAGUUAUUUACUAACGUGAGAAUUGUCGGGAAUUUAAAGUCAUAUUUUAGAUCACGUUAACUGAACGUCAGAUGUGUUUCCAAUUCAGAUAUUUUGGAUUUAAAUUUGAAAUUGUCUGGAUUUGACAAUUCAGGCACAGAAUGGGCCAGAAUUUUUUCAGGAUUUCAGCUAGACCAAACAACGCAGGACAACUGAAAUCAAGAACCAAAUGCUUCAAAUAUGGUCCCAGAUUCUUCAAAUAUGGGCCCAGAUAUAUAAAAAAAAUCCAAACUAUUUGCCUGUUGGUAGCACUAGCAGCCAUUAAGCAAAUAAGUAUAAUUCCUCAGUGGGGCAAAUGUUAAUUAUGUGGUGGUUAAAAUUAAAUAAAUAAAAAACAUAUGGGGGCCAAUUAGACCCCAUUUUACUAUAAGGAAGAUUGAAAACCUCCUUAUGCCUGCAUAUCCUAAAUGUCUAAAACUAGCUUCUGUGCCAUUGCUGCCAGACGCUAGAAAUGCCCCAUCUCAUAUUAUGUAAGCCAUUACAUCAGUUUGUAUUUUUCAGCUUUUUUUGGCAUUGUUUAAUUAUUUACAGCCCCCACCUGCCACCCAUGAGUAGAGGCAUAUAGUAUAUUAUGUCCACCCAGUAUAAAUUCAACAUCCCCCACCUGUGGUCAAAAUUAGGAUGUCCCCCCCUGUUUUCUUUUCUUUAAUUGGCCCUGUUAGAAGGCAAAUAGUACUUAAAAUUAUCAUCUAUUUGCGUAAAAGCAAGUGAAUGAUAAUUUGCGAAUGCGCAUCCUGCCGGAUACAUUCGGUCUGGAAUUUUAUUUAAAACAGUUAUUUGGGUAUCUUCUAAAAUCAAUACUUUGUUUAGGGUUUGGUUCGAGAGCACUGAUUUUAAUCUGCCUUCCAAAUGUAUCUGCAUAAUUGCAGCAUAUUCACUCGGGCAACCGAAUUCCGACUGGAUUUGGCUUUAGUAAAUGUGAAAAUUGCCAUUGUGGUUGAAAUUCGUCAAUUUUCACUGAAUUAUUCACUAAACUGAAAGUUAAAGGAUCACUAUAGGGUCAGGAACACAAACAUGGAUUCCUGACCCUAUAGUGUUAAAACCACUAUCUAUCCCCCUUGGCCUCCCUAAAGAUAGUAAAAUUUUACUUGUAUUCAAGUCUGAAGAUGCUGCCUCUGCCUGUGAACUUCCUCUGACAUCAUCAGAAGUGGUGGCCUGAUCCAAUCACAAUGCUUCCCCAUAGGAUUGGCUGAGACUGACAGAAAGGCAGAUCAGAGGCAGAGCCAGCACAAUUCAAAUACAACCCUGGCCAAUCAGCAUCUCCUCAUAGAGAUGAAUUGAAUCAAUGAACCUCUAUGAGGAAAGUUCAGGGUCUGCAUGCAGAGGGAGGAGAUACUGAAUGUUUGGAUGCAUUUUAGGCAGCCAUGACCCAGGAAGGAUCUCUAACAGCUAUCUGAGGAGUGGCCAGUGAAGUUAUCCCUAGGCUGUAAUGUAAACACUGCAUUUUCUCUGAAAAGACAGUGUUUACAGCAAAAAGCCUGAAGGUAAUAAUAAUUCUACUCACCAGAACACAUUCAAUAAGCUGUAGUUGUUCUGGUGACUAUAGUGUCCCUUUAAUGUUUUAUAACCUUUGAUAAUAUUGUAAAGCGCUAAGGAAUAUGCUGGCGCUAUAUAAAUACCAGUAAUAAUAAUAACCGACCUGCAAAAUUUAAAUGCGGUCCAUCUCCUAGUUGUACGGCAGCUAGAAGGGAUAUAAAAUAUGAUCUUGGCCAUGAGAAGCCUUUCCGAAACUGGGAUAGUUCAAUAGUGUUUCACUAAGCAUCAUAUGACCAUAACAUCCAACAGGUGUUUUUAUAUAUAAUUUAUUAUUUUAUGUAUAGUGUGCCUAUACUACCUGCCUUUCCCUAUUUACAAAGGUUAACAGUAAAAUGACUAAAUAUUCGGCUUAGAAAAUCAUUUUCUUUUUGUAUACUUUGUUCUGGCAUUUGGCCCAGCAUUAUUAAACAAUGUGAUAAAAUGUAUCAACAUUCAACUUGAAGACACAUUGCUCUUGAUACAGGUAUCGGGCUGGCACAUUGCCCAGAAUUCUAUAAGCACAAUAUUAACUGAUAUUCUCCUCCGAGGAAUUUCCAGAAUGCAAAUACAACCUCUGGCUGUAAUGUGGAUUGUUACUGCGUCAAAUCAGAGGCUUGCUUGGAGGAAACGAGCGCACCCAAAUAUGCAAUAUAUGCACCUAUGACAAUAUUUAGCUAGCCCUCGUGAAAGGCUAGACAAAAUACGACUUUUGUUUAUCUGCUAGGAGAAAGCACUAGUACUCACAAGAGAAAACAUUACAAGCCGCUCACUGUUUUAUAUGUAGGAACGGCUUAAUCUGUUACCCAUCUUUUGGAUUGAUAAAUGUAUAACUUGCUAGUUGAGGGGUAUCAAACAAAUAUAUUUAUUUAUUUUACAGUUCUUAUGUAGCACAACGGCCUAUUAAAAUAGUAUCAAAGCUAGGAGAAGGGGCCUUUGCUACAUGUAAAUCAUGUUGGUUUGUUGGUACUACAACAUCAGGAAAUCGAGAAAGUAUCGUUUUAGUCACCUGACCUUUAUCAGAAUCAUCUAAAAUGUUACUGUUGCUUUAUAAUAGGAUAAGGAUAGAUCAACGUAUCCAGCAGUUCCACUCAUCUGAUCUAAUGAAUGGACCUGCUGUUGGCGACUUAACUGUAUAUUCGAUAAACUCUUGCCUUUUGUAAGUGAAUGAUAAUUUCCAAUAACACUCGACAAUGUGAAGGUUAACCAAUUGCUCUGUGGAAGCUCCAAGCUCCUAGUCAAAAAAAAUUACCCUGCCUAUCCCGUUACCGUAAAAAUAGUGAAGGGGAUAAAUUAACUAUAACCUUAAAAUAAAAAAAAAUAAAAAACAUAAUAUGCUAUGCAAUGAUUUAAAAAAGGCAUACCAUUUGCAAAUAACCUGCUAAAAAAUAAAAAACCCAACGCAACAUAAAUUGAUCCAUCUUUGGCCCUUGAGGGCUACACAGAGAAUGCGUUUCAAGGUGAAAAAAUAAGUUCUAAAGACAUUCCAGUGAUUUGAUUUCUCAUUAGAGCACUGUGAUUGGUUGGCUUUCUGCUGGAACACUUUGAUAUAUAAAUGAUAGAAGGUAGAAGCCCUGUGUUUUGGCGCAGAUGAGUUUUUUUGCCUGUCCUUCAUCUUCUCAUAAAUUCUAUUUCUGAUAUUUCUAGAAAACAGCACUCCAUAAAGUAAACUGAACUUAAAGUCGCACUGUCAUGUUUUUUUAUCAUAGGUUUCCUUUCCUUAUGCCCCUUGUAUCUUAAUGCUUAUACUCCCUCCUUGCCACAGGCCUUUAUUUAUAUUUGUUAUCUUUUCUUUAGGGAUCGACCGAUAUUGAUUUUUUUAGAGCCGAUACCGAUACCGAUAAUAUGUGAACUUUCAGGCCGAUAGCCGAUAACUUGCCGAUAUUCUGUACAUUUACCAUUUUGAAAAAAUAAACUAAUCCUAAAGGUAAAUGCACAAAAUAUACAUGCCACAUGUAGUGGAUGAAGUGUGUUUAGACAGGGAGCUGUGUGUGUUUGUGUAGUGUGUAUAGUGAAUGCAGUGAGUGUUUAUGUAGUGUGUAUAUAAAGUGAAUGCAGAGUGUGUUUUUGUAGUGUGUAUAGUGAAUGCAGUGAGUUUUUGUGUAGUGUGUAUAUAUAGUGAAUGCAGUGUGUGUGUGUGUUUGUGUAGUGUGUGUAUACUGAAUGCAGUGUGUGUUUGUGUAGUGUGUAUACUGAAUGCAGAAUGUGUGUUUGUGUAGUGUGUAUAGUGAAUGCAGAGUGUGUGUUUGUGUAGUGUGUAUAGUGAAUGCAGAGUGUGGAUAUAAUGCAGUGUGUGUGUUUGUGUAAUGUGUAUAUAAUGCAGUGUGUGUGUGUAAUGCAGUUUGUGUUUGUGUAGUGUGUGUAUAUGUAAUGCAGGGUGUGUGUGUUUUUGUAGUGUGUGUGUAUGUAAUGCAGGGUGUGUGUGUGUGUGUUUGUGUAGUGUGUAUGUAAUGCAGUGUGUGUUUGUGUAGUGUGUGUGUAUGUAAUGUAGUGUGUGUGUGUAAUGCAGUGUGUGUGUUUGUGUAGUGUGUGUAUGUAUGUAAUGCAGUGUGUGUGUGUGUUUGUGUAGUGUGUGUGUGUGUAUGUAAUGCAGGGUGUGUGUGUUUGUGUAGUGUGUGUAUGUAAUGUAGGGUGUGUGUGUAAUGCAGUGUGUGUGUGUGUGUGUGUGUAAUGCAGUGUGUGUGUGUGUGUGUUUGUGUAGUGUGUAUGUAAUGCAGUGUGUGUUUGUGUAGUGUGUGUGUAUGUAAUGUAGUGUGUGUGUAAUGCAGUGUGUGUGUAAUGCAGUGUGUGUGUUUGUGUGUGUUUGUGUAGUGUGUGUAUGUAUGUAAUGCAGUGUGUGUGUGUGUUUGUGUGUGUUUGUGUUUGUGUAGUGUGUGUGUAUGUAAUGCAGUGUGUGUGUGUGUUUGUGUAGUGUGUGUAUGUAAUGCAGUGUGUGUGUGUUUGUGUAGUGUGUGUUUAGGCAAUGCAGUGUGUUUGUGUGUGUGUUUGUGUGUGUGUUUGUGUAGUGUGUGUGUAUGUAAUGCAGUGUGUGUGUAUAUGUAAUUUGUGUAAAAUGGGGGUGGGGGCAUUUUUUUUAUAAUUUUCUUUUAAAAUAUUUAAUUUUUUUUUUAGUCCCCCCUCCCUGCUUCUUACCAGGGAGGUGGGCUAUGGCAUUCCCUGGUGGUCCGGUGGCUUGUUAAGUACUGGGCAAGCGCUGACUUACCUUGCCAGCAGCUCCUCCAGCUCCCCAGUGUAAAUCUCGCUGCCCUUAGUGCUGCGCGGAGUGUUGCCAUGGUAACCCGUGGCAAUGCUCUGAUGGCCGCGGGUCUCGCGAGAUUUACACUGGGGAGCUGGAGGAGCUGCUGGCAAGGUAAGUCAGCGCUUGCUGCUGGCCCCCCGAGGACCGCCGGGCUUGUAAUGAGCCCGGCAGUCAUAGGAGGUAUUAUCGGCAAUAUCGGUAUCUAUAUUGGCCGAUACCGAUAUUGCAGAAAAUACCGAAUAUCGGCCGAUUAUAUCAGUAAAACCGAUAAUCGGUCAUUCCCUACUUUUCUUCCUUGUGCCGAAUCUCAAUAUAUAGACGCCAUCUUUUUGUUCUCUAAAUUAACUUUGUAAAUUAGCUUAGCAACUGAACUGGAACUUUGAUUUAGCUCCACCUAUUGCCACAGAUUGCCAAAGACCACACUCUCCAGAGGAAAAAGUAGUUCAUAGUUUUCUUUAUGUACACAAUAUAGGGUUCAAGUUAAAAUAAUAAAAACAAAACAAAAAAAUUAAUUAAAAAAACAAAGCCUGCAAAAUGACAGUGCCACUUAUAUUGAAUAAAUGCACUCGGAGUGUAAUGCGAUAAGAUACGUUUUAUGAUAACUGGCACCUUCCUUUCUUUCAACAGCAUAUUAAGAAAAGUUCACAAGGAAUUUGUGGACGAACAGCAGAAACGUCUUCUUAAAAUCUAUAAUGAAACAAAGAUGGCGGCAAGGUGAGAAACUGUAUCUGAAUAAAGUUAUUUACAAUGUCAUUCUCAUAUGCUGUCCCAAAUCAAAUGUAUACUUUUACGGCAGGAAUACGGGAUACAUUUUCCCUAGAAUGGCGACAUCAAUUAUUUGCAAUCUGUCAGUUAUUUUUCAGAGCAACAUAUCUUUAAUAUCAGAAAGGAUUUUCUCUCUCUCUCUCUCUCUCUCUCUCUCUCGAUAUAUAUAUAUAUGUGUAUGUGUGUGUUGUGAAGUUAGAAGCAGAUUCACUGCCAUUGUUCUUUUGUAACAGGCUCAGAGCUCUGAAUGAAUUAAUCUUGUUUCAAAAGAGCUGCUGGAAGCAUCUGUCUUUGAACAAACACUAACUAGGUCAGAAAUGCCUUUGGUCAAACCAGCAGUUCCCAUGUGGACACUACAGAUCAAACUGAACAUCAUCACACUGACUCAGGGUUAUUUACUACACUCAGAAUUUUCAUAUGGAAUGGAAGUACUGAGACAAAAAUAGCCAAGUUGUGAGAAAACUGGAGUUGAAGAAUCUUUCCAGAUCAGUUGGUUUUGCCUAAUGUUUUUCUAUACGGAUUUAAUGUAGUCUUUGAUGUAAAUCACACUGAUAAUAAUGUAUUGGUUGGUAAGUGUUAAUGCAGAUACUAAUUGCUAUACACUGUUAUUAGAACUAUACUUCUUCAGCAACCUGCUAUUCAAGGGACAACUAAACUCAAGUCAUCACAAGAUGACAGUAUUUCUAAAUAAAAGAAUAAUAUACCUGCCUUGGAAUAUAAGAGUAUUAUAGAUCUUCAGUAAAAUCUUAAUCAAAACGCCUCUAUGUAUAAAAAGUCUUCUAAACAUAAUUCACUAUUCUACUACCAUCGAGAUCCAUCAUAUCAGCCUUAUAGGGGAAGACUGCCCCAUGGCACAUAGUCUUUGGUUCAGUAGAGUAGAGGACGUAAAUCAGAAGAAUUACUUUAUCUAAUCGGGGAUAUGGAGAUAUGCCAUGCAAAGAGAAUUUAGUCUGCUUGGCAGGCCUAUUUUCACACUCACAGGUUUAUUCACUGAGGUGAAAAUUCAAAAUGAAAUUCGGUUGUUAGGCAAGUCUUCACCAACUGUAUAGCGUCAAACGCUUCAACAAGUGGGUUGACUUUUAAUAGUGGGAUGGUGCCUGGGGAUUCAUGGCACCAUAACCACCAUGACUGCUGCAGUGGAUAUGAUGUUUUGAGUACACCUUUUAACCAUGAUCUCAUUAUCAACCGGAUUUUAUAUAAUGUAACAAUGUAUUUGGUAGGGAUGUGCAUGGGAAAAAACUUUGGUUCGGCACUUCCAAAAUUCGGGACUUCAGCAAUUCGGUUCGGCACUUCCGAAAUUCGGGUCUUCGGUUCGGUACUUCCGAAAUUCGGGAAAUUGUGACUUCAGCACUUCGGGACUUUGUCAAUUCGGGACUUCGGCAAUUCCCUAACCCUACCCCUACCCCUAAUCCUACCCCUACUAGAGUUAGGGUUAGGGUUGGUGUUAUUGGUAGGGUUAGGGGUAUGCUUAGGGGGUAGGGAUAGGUUUAUAUUCCUGUCAUCAUUCCUGUAAUUUUCCCUCCCUUUCCUGUUUUGCCACUUUUCAGAAAUUCAAAGCACUUCGGCACUUCCGAAAUUCGGCAAUGUGGACAUUUAGAAGCAUCCGAAUUGCCGAAAUUCGGCCGAAUUUACAUUCUAAGUAAAUUUCACAUGUCUAGUUUUUGGUAUGUUUAUUAUCUUAUGCGUAUUGCUGAAUGAUUUCUCACAUUAUCAUGUAUUACUUUAUCACGUUAAAAAAAAAUUAAGUUACAGAAAAUAAAUCUCUAGCUUCUUAUCUUUGCCUAUUAAUUAUGUUCUUUCCAUGUAGAGCAAAUGGCAUAAAGAAGCAGCACGAGAUUUUCCUUCAGAAACAGGCAGCAUUUAUGGAAAAAUAUCGCCAACGAAAUCAGGGAGAUGAGACUAAGAAAUGAUGCAGUGGUGAAGUGUUUGUGGCGAACUGGUGUCUUGCAGCUGAGUUGGUAUGAAGCGACUGUAAAUCUGGAAUCUGGGACAACGUAACGUUAUCCACACUCAGGGCGAAUCAAAACCUAAGAGACUCACAAUAUGUAUUCAUAUAUUUUACCUCUUUUGUGAAUAAAAUUGUAAAUUUGUAUAUUUUCUUCAUUUUGCCAUCGACCAUUUAUGGUAAAUGCUAUGGAAGACCUA
This is a messenger RNA of Pelobates cultripes (western spadefoot toad), 27140 nucleotides long. NCBI's taxonomy places the organism in Eukaryota, Metazoa, Chordata, Amphibia, Anura, Pelobatidae. The record is from the annotation of a GenBank genome assembly.